GAAGUUGUGGGGGGCGGGGAGAUCAGAAGUGGGGCGCCCUUUGCUCUGGAGACCCUCGCGCUCCAAGGAGUGGCGCCUGGCCAGGAGAGCGACUGGAGGAUGGAGAGGACCUGGGCCAGAGAGUAUUUUGCAGAGGAUGCGGGGGAGAUGGUACCCAGAAUGUGUAAUGCUGCAGCCUUUCUCAGCGACACCAAAGAUCGAGGGCCUUCAGGGCAGCCACAGAUCUGGAGAAAUGGGGAGAAGGUGGGCUUUGCGCAGGCGCACACCUUGAGAGCGUUUGAGAAGCUCCCACAAGUGCAGACCCAGGCUCUGAGAGACUUUGAGAAGCACCUCAACGACCUGAAGAAGGAGAACUUCAGCCUCAAGCUGCGCAUCUACUUCCUGGAGGAGCGCAUGCAAGGGAAGUACGAGGCCAGCCCCGAGGACGUGUACAAGUCGAACAUCGAGCUGAAGGUUGAAGUGGAGAGCCUGAAACGAGAACUGCAGGACAAGAAACAGCAUCUGGAUAAAACAUGGGCUGAUGUGGAGAAUCUCAAUACUCAGAAUGAAGCUGAGCUCCGACGCCAAUUUGAAGAGCGACAGCAGGAGACGGAGCACGUCUAUGAGCUCUUGGAGAAUAAGAUCCAGCUUCUGCAGGAGGUGCGGCCUGCUGGGGUUCACAACCAAGGCCCCCCUUAG
This is a messenger RNA of Dipodomys ordii (Ord's kangaroo rat), 678 nucleotides long. Its product is annotated as myomegalin-like. The transcript is spliced from 6 exons. The record is from RefSeq and is a predicted model, not a curated record. Bases 100 to 678 code for a protein of 192 amino acids. Gene Ontology annotation, cellular component: microtubule organizing center. NCBI's taxonomy places the organism in Eukaryota, Metazoa, Chordata, Mammalia, Rodentia, Heteromyidae.